UUACUGUCUGAAGUCUCCUCAAGUGAGAAUUGCAUUUGGCAUUCACCAAAAUAUCCCAAAUUACCAUUAAUUAAAGCAAAUCAACUAAAAAUCUUUUUCAAGGAUGAAAUCAACAGCUUUUCUUUGGAUAAUGAAAUUUUGUGGUGUGACAAUUAG
This is a messenger RNA of Funneliformis caledonium, 156 nucleotides long. NCBI's taxonomy places the organism in Eukaryota, Fungi, Glomeromycota, Glomeromycetes, Glomerales, Glomeraceae. The record is from the annotation of a GenBank genome assembly.